AUGGCCACCUCCUUACUUGUGAAUCUGAAUCUGAUCAUGGCUGCAAUAAUAAUACUCUGCAAUAUUUCAUCAGUUUCUUCUACAAAUACAAAUACAAAUACUUCUCUUCCUCCACCUAUAAGCCCGAGGAAUCAAAACGAAGAGAUUGGCACUGCCAUAGGAGAGAUGCAAAGCGGCAACUACUUCACCUUUGUAAUGCUGAUGAACAUGGUAGGCCCCAUUGAUGAGAGACUAGAAAAGAACGUCACUUUCUUCAUGCCCAACGAUCAGAUGCUAUCAGAGGUGGUGUUGCCAGUGGCAGUGGCACAUGAGGAGGGGGACGCUGUUACGGAUUUCUUGCUUCGUCAUUCGAUCCCUUCACCAUUGCUUUUCGAGUAUUUGGAACAUAUCCCAACAGGUUCAACAAUUCCCAGUUCAAAGCCAGGCUACUCACUCAGAGUCUCCAACAAUGCCAGCAACAAUGCAGGGAGGUAUUUCUAUCUCAACAAUGUCAAAAUUGUUAAACCGAAUGUAUGCGCUGCAUCGGCCUCUUCUAUUCAAUGCCAUGGCAUAGACGGGGUUCUAGCACCACUAGCACCUCCUCCUCCUCCUCCUCCUUUACCACCCCCUGAUCAAGAUGAUGAUUCUUGUUCUGAUAAAGCUCCUCCAGCCUCAUCAUCACCCGUUGAUGAUAAUCCAAAUACACCAGCUGCAGUGCCUGCCUCGCCCUCAACUGACCCAGCAAAUUUAAAAUCAUCAGCUGCUGCCUCUUCUCUGUUUCUUUCGUCUCAUGAACUAGGUCAUGGUUUGAGGAUGUCAUUGACCAGCUGUGCUACAUUGCUGUCCAUUUUCAUCUCUACGAUCUAG
Prunus mume (Japanese apricot) is the source of this 846-nucleotide messenger RNA. Its product is annotated as Fasciclin-like arabinogalactan family protein. The record is from RefSeq and is a predicted model, not a curated record. Lineage: Eukaryota; Viridiplantae; Streptophyta; Magnoliopsida; Rosales; Rosaceae.